AUGAUCAAGAGAACAGUUCUUACUAAGGAAAGCCUCUCUUCAACACUCAACCAGGAGCUGGUCGAACUGCUGACAUCACAGGCAGAAAUGCAGGAACAGAUUGCUAAAAUGAUGGAAACAGAGAAACACCUCCGAGCAUCACUGAAGCAGGCAGAAGAUGAUCUGGCCAAACAAAAGGCAGCUGGAAAUACUGGAACCACCAUGUCACCUCACCAACCGUUUUGAUGGAAGCAGAGGCUUUGGCAGUGUAUAUUCCAGAUUCCGUGCAGGGGGUUCACCACUCUACAGUCACAGAUCAAGCUCGGAUCAAGAGACAUCGGCUAAAGAGAAUGAGGAAAGAAAUCAGUGGUUAAAGCGCCAAAUAGCAGACUUGCAGGUGGCUAAAGCUAACCUAGAGCGCCGACUGCAGGAAACGGAGAGACGUCUUGCAUUCCGCCCCAAAUCAACCACUGCUAGUCGAGAUGAGUUGCUUUUCCGCAUUGACCAGUUGCAGAGUGAACAGACAGAACUAAAGAAGAAAGUUGAAGACCUUGAGGCUUUAAACAGUCACUACCUGAAAGAAAAAGUUGAGCUUUCUCAAGAGAAAGAAGCACUGGAGCAAAAGCUUAAGGACUUUAACCCAUCAGGAAAGAAAGAAGACACAUCUUUGUACGUGGGAAGCUUAAGAGAAGAACCCCUGGGCAGCAGUGGGACAUAUUCUGAUGAGGAAUCAGGUGCAGAAACAACCAUGUUAGACAAACCAGAAGAUGUUCUCAAUAAACGCAUUCAGGAGCUAGAGCACUUGGAAAAGCACCUUCGUCAACAGCUGAAUGAAUUGGAGUAUGAUAGAGACCAGCUGCAUGAGAUAGCACGCAAAGAUAAAGCCACCAUCCAUGAGCAGAAUGUGCGUUUGCGAGAGCUGGUGCUUCAAGAACGCAACUUGAGGACUCAGGUGACCAGCUUAGAGGAUAGUGAGCGGUCCCUGUAUAAUCGCUGCAGUGAACUUGAAGAUACAGUUACCCGGCUUGAGGACAGAGUCCAUGAGUUGGAAGUCCACGAGAGACGUCUGAGGGAACUUGUAAGAAAAUUGAAGUUGGAUGAAGAGGUGUGGCUGAGCAAGUCAGGGGAUCUCACAAGCUCUGUGGAGCAGCUGUCAGCUUCAGAGACUACUCUUCGCAAAAUGGUUCAGGAUCUGCAGAUUGAGAAUGGCAGACUUGUUGAUCGAACAGAGUUUUUAGAUGCUCGUGUCAAAGAGCUGGAGAAUGUUGAGGCAACAAUGAUCCAGCGGUUGAAGAACUACGAGAACACAGAAGCUGUUCUGCACAGCCGUCUGCAGCAGAUGGAGAAAUCUGAGACAGCAGCAUUCAGCAAGGCAUCAGAGCUGGAUGUGAUCAACAUUGAUUUGUCGACACGAUUGCAGCAGGCAGUGGAAGAGAACGCUGUGUUGGCACAGCACAUCACGCAGCUACAAGGUCAAGUUCAUUCCCUUGACAGGCGGUUGGCUGCUGCCUCUGAUGCAGAAGUCAGCUUGACCCAGCAUGUGGAGAGCCUCCAAAAAAGUGAAAUGGUUCUGCAGAAAAAGGUGCGGGAAUAUGAGUUAAAGGACAUUGAUGCUCAAGCUCGGAUCAGAGAGCUGGAGCAGAUGGAGCAGAUUCUUAAGGACAAAGUGAAUCAACUACAGAGGACUGAGAGCAGGUUAAAGGGGCGGCUUGUGGAACUCGAGGCUGUGAGCAGUCAGAGUCAGCAAGGACAGCUAGAGACAAGUGAAGGGGCAUUGGUCAUAAAGACAACUCCAGCAGCAUACAAGGAAAUGCAGGCAAAGAUGAUUCUUGUGGAGGAAACGGUGCAGCAGUUGGAAGAAUUAGAGAAGCUUGACAGCAAGCUGAGUGCUGAUCUCAUGCAGCUGCAGCAGGGCAAGGGAUCAUGUGGGCACGAGGUGAAGAUAGAAGUUCUGAGAAGGAGAAUUGACUCCUAUCAGAAUCUUGUGCAGAAAAUGAAGCAUCACCUGUCAGAGGGGCAGGUGCCCUCUUUGUGGGCUUCUGACCCAGCUGUUGGUCAGAGCCCCGAGAGUGAGGAUCUCCCAGCUAGACAGUUACAGUCGCUGGAGUCAGAGAGGGUGCUUCAGUCGGUGUGUAGCUUGACACUGCACCACGCCAACGUCGAGCAGCCACAGCACGACAGUCCUGACGGACAGGGGUUAUCCCAGUCUGGGGAUGAAAUCCUCCAGGUCAAUGCAAGUGAUCUGUCUGUUGGAAAACCCCAAGGCGCGGGCAAAUCGUCCAGUGAGCCCGAGGAGAGCCACUGGCGCAAAGUUGAGCUGAGGCAGAAGCAGCGGGCCAUGGCUGAGCAGAGGGGAGCGUCAGCCAUGACAGCCAACCUGCCAGGAGCCUCAGCACCUGCUUUUGCUGCUCAGGAAGAGCUGGUCAUCGGACUGAGCCUUCCCUCAGAAAGCGAGCAGAGCAUCAAAUCACAGAAUGACACGGAUUCCGAGUUGUCAGGCGCACCCAAGGUCAUGCGAGCUGCUGUAUUGUCAGCUUUGCAUGCCCACCCUGUCACCACUGGUACUAGCAAAGUGCCCAGCGGUGGGGAUGUACACUAUUCUUCUCCUCCUGUGCCUAAAAGCACAUGGCCACCAACCUCGCCCAAGCAACAGCAUGCUGUUUUUAGAAGAGAUGAUUCAUUUUACCUGCCAAGUUCUGCUGAGAGUGCAGAAAGUUUGGAUGAGGAGGAUGCUCCACCCCUUCCAGCUUCUGCCCCACCCUUGCCCACCUCAUCCAUGCCUCAUUCAUUGGUGACUCCAUCAAGACCUGAUGCAUCUGUAAGUGUGACUCCAUCUGUAGAUGAGCAAACAUUUGUGUCAAAAGCAGUGUUGUUAAAUACAGCUUCAAGAAGGAAUGGUGGCAAAGUGGGGAGUUCAGGAGCUGGUGAGGAGGUGCAGAACAUCAGGCUACAGACCACAUCUUCUGUAGGUUUGAGCAUCAGGCAAAGGAUUGCACAAAUUGAACAGCAACUCAAGGAAAGUCCCGGAGCUGGGAGUAAAACUGAUGAUGAGGAUUCAGUGCAUGCAUGGAAAACAAAAGCACUGGAAACAUCUCAGCAGCUGGGUGCUGCAGAGAAGCAAAGCAAAAAGCUCAAAGAAGAAAUAAAUCGUCUAGAAAAGGAUUUGGAGGAAAAACAACGUUAUUUUGUAAUUAUUGAAAAAUGGAUAGUUGAUGCAGAAGAAGUAUUAAAGAACAAGAACAAGAAGAAUGAUCGUGAUAUUGUUCAGCAAAUGCAGUCAGAGUUAAAACAUUUGAAGCAGGAUCUUGGGAAUGCUGGCUACAAGAAAGACGACAUUUUCACUGACUGUGCAGCUCUUCGGUCAGAGCUGGACCAGAAAGAAAGAGAAUUAAAUCUUAAGUGUGUGGAAAAUGAGGGUUUACAAGAGGAGGUGCAGCGAUGGCGUAGUGAGUGCAACAGUGUAGAGACCAUGCGAAUUAAUGCUCUUGACGCUCUCCACUGCCUAGAAAUGGAGGUGUCUGAGCUGCAGGAUGCUGAUGUUCAACUAAAACGACUGAAGGAUGAAUAUAAUACCUUACUGGGCCAGUUGGAACAAGCAUGGGAAAAAUGUGAAGACUUCAACAAACUGCAGAUUGAAAAGGAUGAUCUGGAGUCUGCCUUAAAACGUACUCUUCUUGAGCUUGACCACCAGAAAUGUGACUUGGCAAAAGUCCUCAAAGAGCGUGAUGAGAUGCAGCCCAAACUGCUUGAAAUGCAAGCUAGUGUGCAAGAGUUUGUCAGUAUGAAGAUGGAGAAUACAUCUUUAAGAAGCCAAAUCACAAGCCUGACAGAAAGGCUGCAAGCAAGGACUGACAAAAUGCGGGAAGUUUAUGAGGAAAACCUGGCUCUCCACGAACGCAUGGCUGAACUUCAGUCACGUCUUGAGAAGAGCAUUGAAACUCGCCAUGAUCUCGACAACUUGUGUGCAAGGUAUGAUGAACUGGAUUUACAGAGGAAAAAAGCUGUAACAGCUGUUCAAAAUCUCCAUGCAAAGGUAUCCCGCCUGUCCAAAAAGUGUCAAGAAAAGGAUGAGCUCUUGCAUCGACUUAGGGAGCAGUUGCACAGUGGGCGUGGACAUUCAUCGCUGUUAGAAGAGUUGCAUCACCUGGAAGUGAUGUGUGCUGGGGAGGAAUACAACAGACCUCUGUCUCCACUUGACUGGAUCACUGGGACCAGACUGUCAGACACAGAGCAUCUGUUGGCAGAGAGAGUACCUCCUGUUAUCUCGUAUUGGCCAUCCACUUCUUCACUAGGUGACCAACAGGACUAUACCAAUGAUACAGAGACAGGUGACAAAUCACAGCCAAGGCGGCCCAAGUCUGCAGACCAUGUCUUUGGAAGAGGUCGGCCUCAUCUGGGUGCUACCUUUGGUUCUCGUCCACACCCUGUGGGCAGUGCCAUGCAGGGUCACUUAGGAGAGUCGCUGUAUGUUGCUGUAGUGGAUUAUCAGCCGGGUCUUGGUGCCAGCAGUGCUCAUCCACAGUUGGAAAUCCCACUCAAGGAGGGGGACCACGUCAAAGUGAGAGGGUUGGUAGACCGCCAUGGCUACUGUGAAGCAGAGGUUAAAGGUCGUGUGGGACUAGUGCCUGUCAGCCACCUUUAUCCACUUGCAGAGACCAGCUUUCAUGGGAUGCGUGCUCAGGGCAGCCAUCACCACUACAAGAAAACAGUUGGGGAAAGUGCAGAGCAGAUCAGCCAGAUGUUUGAUGAGCUUCAGGAGCCAGGAUUGCUGUCUGGUUAUUUCCAGCCUCUUCAUUCCACAGCCUCACAAACUUUAGCACACCAAAAGCGACACGGCCACACAAAGAACCAAAUGCCACCAGAGCCUCCAACAGAUCUAAGAAUAGAACAAGUGGAAGGCAGCAGUCUGGUGCUGGCAUGGCAGCCACCUGUUUUAGACCAAUAUGGAUGCAGCAAUGGCACUAAAGUAGUUGGAUACAGAAUCUACCUGAAUGGGCGGGUGUGCCAGCAGCCUCAUAGUCCACGUUUAGCUCAUAUCCAGGUGGAAGGCAUUCGCCAUGACAAACCACAGCACCUGGCCAUUCAAACCCUGGCUGCUUCUGGCGUCCUAUCUUCCCGUGUUGAGUUGGUGUACCAAGGAGUAACCACCCCUGUCAGCAGUGAGCCCAGCUCAGAAGUGGGCACGGACUUGUCUUCAAUCCUCAACAGCAUCCACUACAAGAUGGGCAAAAAACGCAUGGUGAUGGGCUUGUAUGAUUAUGACCCAGAAAAGCAGUCACCCGGUGACUACACAGCCUGUGAGUUAGCAUUCCAUGCUGGUGACAUCCUGUUUGUGUAUGGAAAUGAGCGACCGGAUGGCUUUUUCCAUGGCGAGAAAAAUGGACAGCGGGGCCUAGUGCCAGCAUACUUUGUGCAAGAAGUUGUAGGAGGAAGUAAGAUCUCACAGAAAUCCAGCAUUCCUGAUGGACAAUCAUCGCCUCGGAGAUGAUGCAGUGAUGUGUAGGAUCUGUGUUCAAAUACAGGAACUGGUCUUCUUGUCCAAACCUUCCCCAGUGCUGAUGACUUACUCUUGUAUAGCAGUCACAUUGCCUCCUAGUGCUGCCACAUUAUUUGUAAUGGGGAAAUGUUUACAGUAAGGUGCUUGUGAUAAAUGGUGAUUGGUCCAAAUCUUGAAGACCAUCUUUGUGCACAGUUACAUCUGAUAAUGCCAUGUUGUUUGUGGCCAGCAUUUCCAAGAUGACACUUUGUUACAUGCUUCCAUAAACCCAGAUGGUGAACAAUUACUGCACUGCCAUCGUUUUGUAAAAGUUUGCUGUAUGUGACAAUAUGAUUUCUGAAGAGGAAAGAGCUUGUGCCUGGCUCAUUUACUUCAUUGCAUAAGACUCCGUUCUGGAAAAUGUGGCAGAUUUGCAGUGGUGAUGCUAUGUUCUCCCUUGAGGAGCAAGACCAAACAUGAGACAAUAUUAAGACAACCACAAAUGCUUCUAGGUUUUUAACUCUGAUAUUGACCUUGUGCUGAGUUUGGUACAUAUGGCACAUCAUCCGCAAAAACAUACCAUAAUAAAAAUCAUAUUGUUCUUUCCUCCUUCAGCUAGUCCUAUGUAAGACAUUGAUGUUUACUUGUUCUAUUGUGAGGUGCAUAUGCAAACCUGAGAAUUAAUAUUUAAAGUAUGAGUUGUUCUUGCAUAAUAGCUUUUGUCCAUUUCAUUUUCAGAUUUAAUUCAUUCCAAUUUGUUCCCAGAUGGAGAUUUUUUUUAUAUUUGGAAACUUGACCACAAGAGUCUGUUCGCAAAUUAGGUGUUGGUGAGCUGGCUGCACAAACUUUUUUUUUCGGGUAGAGAUACCAUUUUAUUAAAAAUAAAAAAUAAAAAGUCUUAUAUACACAAUGCAUAAUGCUUAGAAUAAGGAAAAAAUUCCACACGUUCCACUCAUUCCUUACCUUAAUAUUUAAGAAUCCACACUUUUUACAUAAAUUGUGGGAAAAAAAAUUGCUGCCUUACCUGGUUAGCAUUAUACAUUGUUUUCCUGUGAAAAGCAUACAUGUGUUUUUAUGCUGCUGCAGGAAUGAAAUACUGCAUGUAACUCUCAGUCUAGGGCAGUGUCAGCUAGCCAGCAACACCACUUUGCAGAAAUUUCAUCAACUUGUUACAUUUUUUUUCAGUUAUUGGGCAUUUGAUAAUGUAUAUAAUGCUAUAAAUAUUUGUGUGUGUGUAUAUACAUACACAUGUAAGGUAGGGUCUUAUGUUUCUGCUGUGAUAAUUGUUGGUAGCCUUUGUUUAUAAGAAUACUUAAGGUGAUGUGCCUUGUGUAUAGAAACAUUUUUGUCCCAGCACAUAUGCCGUCCUUAUUUGUGAAACUGUGUGUUAUAACUUCAAGUGUGAUUUAAACUUCUGCAAAUGCUCAUUUAUCUAUGCAAAAUUAUUUAGAGUUUGGAGCUUCCUAAGGUAAACAUUUAUGAAUUUAUGUAACUUUAAUACAGAACGUCAAUACAAAAA
Molecule: messenger RNA, 6974 nt
Organism: Pomacea canaliculata
Lineage: Eukaryota; Metazoa; Mollusca; Gastropoda; Architaenioglossa; Ampullariidae
Product: myosin-10-like
Exons: 31
Coding region: 158-5467 (1769 amino acids)
Biological process (GO): neuromuscular synaptic transmission
Molecular function (GO): protein binding
Source: RefSeq, a predicted model, not a curated record